Messenger RNA from Musca vetustissima, 2568 nucleotides. RefSeq names its product broad-complex core protein (gene rib). The record is from RefSeq and is a predicted model, not a curated record. The transcript is spliced from 5 exons. Bases 1 to 2568 code for a protein of 855 amino acids. Gene Ontology annotation, biological process: regulation of transcription by RNA polymerase II. NCBI's taxonomy places the organism in Eukaryota, Metazoa, Arthropoda, Insecta, Diptera, Muscidae. Gene Ontology annotation, molecular function: DNA binding; protein binding. Gene Ontology annotation, cellular component: nucleus.
AUGUCCACCAUACUGUUAACAAAUCACUUUCGGAGAUCCUCAUUAAGUUUGUUAUCUACUACAAUAAGAGUAAAAGAGACAGCUUGCAUUGAUUUAACCAUAAACAGAGAGUUGAAAGAGAAAGAGCAACAGCAAAAGAUUAUCAACCAAUAUAUCGAUGAUAGUACAACAACCCCAAACACACAUGCAUUCACUGACGUUGAUUAUAACAACAAAGCUCUCCUUGAUUUAAUUCUCCCCCCCGUUCCCCCCAAAUCUACAAAACUGGCUCUCAAAAUCCGCAAACAAUUUGCCCAUCAAGCUUUUGGCAAUUUCCCACCAGAGGAUUUUCCCAGCAGCAACGAACUGAGACCAGCAUCACCACCACUACACGAAAGAAAAAUGGGUGGUCCCACAGCAACAUCUAAUCCCGCCACAUCAUCAUCGGGUCAUCAUCCCGAGGGUCAAACCUAUUGUCUGCGUUGGAAUAAUCACAAAUCGAAUUUAAUUGAAAUUCUCGAUGCCCUCAUUAAGGUAGAGAGUUAUGUCGAUUGUACAAUUGUCGUUGACGAUCAGGUUCAAUUCAAAGCCCAUCGUGUGGUCUUGGCUGCCAAUUCGCCAUAUUUCCAAUCGAUUCUCCAAGAUAUGCCCAUGGAUCAUUGUAGCAUAAUUUUCCCAGGCGUUAAAGCAUUUGAAAUGCGUGCCCUAUUGGAAUAUAUGUACACGGGAGAGGUGAAUGUCACCCAAAGUCAAAUACCCAAAAUUAUGCGUAUCGCUGAGGAAUUGGAAGUUAAGGGCCUGUUCGAUAUGGCAGAUUUGAAAGAGAAAUUCCACAAACUAAGUGAAGAGCAUGCUGAGCGUGCUGCCAAUAAUCCUUAUGCCAAUUCGACGGCCCCCAGCAAUCCUUACUCCUCGGUGACCACCUCCUCGGCAGCGGGUACUCCACAAACCAGUUCCAACAAACAUCAAGACAAUGAAAAUUAUCAUCAUAAUUCCUCGUCCGUGAUCUCUACCUCAUCGAAUAUUUCACCCUCGGCUGCGCCCUCGUCCUCAUCAUCCCCACCCUAUAACAGCUAUAAAUCUCCCUAUGCCAGUUUGUAUAGUAAAUCUCCUGCUGGUAAUGCCAGUCAAUCGAAUAAUUCCCCUGCUCAAUCAAGCCAACAAACUCCCAAUGCCUCCUCCGCUGCCGCUGCUGAACGUUCUGGCCAAUGGUCGGGUAUGUCACCAUCUGCUGCUGCUGCCGCUGCCAUGUUAAGUUCAGUUUAUGAAUCGGCACCCGACAUGAACCCCUUGAAACGCAAGAAGCUAUCCUCAAUCUCCUCCAUGUUGAUGAAUCGUGAUACACCCAUUUUGCGCAAUGUCUUGGCCCAAGCUAACCCUGCUGAUUCCUCACAACCCAUGCCGCUGAUGAUGCCAACCAAUGGUAAGGGUGAGAAAAUGAGCUCCACUCCCAAUAGCAUGGAAAAGAAUAAUAGCUUCAAUGGUUCGGAUUAUAGUAAUGAUAAGCUCAAAUAUCCCGAUGAACCCCAUUCCCCCUACACCGAUCGCUCCUUCGAAGACGAAAGCUUCGAUCAGAAGGGCAACUAUGCCAACAACUUCGGCGGUAAUGGCGGCAAUCAGAAACCCGAAUGGAAGCGUUACAAGCAAUACACCCGCAAUGACAUUAUGUCCGCCAUUCAGUGUGUACGUGAUGGCAUGAGUGCCCUGCAAGCUUCCCGCAAAUUCGGUGUUCCAUCACGUACCCUCUACGAUAAGGUUAAGAAGUUGGGCAUUACCACUGGCCGCCCCAUGAAUCGCACAAUGAAACGUAGCCCCAGUAAUGUUGAGUCCACUGCUGCCUUCCCAUUUGCCCAUGGUUAUGGCCAGGCUGCGGCAGCAGCUGCCAUGCAUGAAGCCGCUGCCCGUGAGGAACGAGAAAUGAAAGAACAUCAUCGUAAUUCGGAACAUCAUCAUAUGGCCUCAGCCAUACCUCAUCCUGCUGCUGCCCUCCUUGAUCCUGCCUUCUUGCAACAGGCUUUGGAAAAUCGUGGUGGUGAUAUUGCUGGGCGGGAAGCUUUACAUGCCAUGGCUUUGGCGGCAGCUGCUCAUGCGGCCGCCAAUCGUAUGUCUGCCAGUCCUGGACCAAAUGGUAAUGCUGUGCGUUCACCAAGUCCCAGUAAUUUUGGCAUGAAAUAUGGCGCCAACAUGCGCAACGCUGUGGAACAGGAAUUCUUGGAACGUCACGAAAUGGAAAGGGAGCGGGAACGUGAAAUGGAACGCGAACGUGAGCGUGAAAUGGAACGUGAAGAGGAGGAAGAGGCUCAAGAACGUCGUCGUCGCCGCCGCAAUUCAGAAGAUGAGCCACGUGGCAAUGAAGAAGAUGAUCACGUUGAAGAUCUCUCCUUGGCCCGUAAAGAUGCUCACACUCCCAUUGAGUCGGGACGUCCAAGAUCCGAAUCACCCUUCUCGCCAACCACCACAAAUAACGCCGAAGAUAAAUCCGUUAUUAUGUCCACAAAAAUUCCCAACACCCCAACGGAAAGUGACAGCUUCAUUCACGAAUCGAAUCUCAAGCGUGAGGUAAUAAUCGAUGAUGUUCGUGCCGACUGA